Molecule: messenger RNA, 1539 nt
Organism: Humulus lupulus (European hop)
Lineage: Eukaryota; Viridiplantae; Streptophyta; Magnoliopsida; Rosales; Cannabaceae
Product: receptor-like protein Cf-9 homolog
Exons: 1
Coding region: 1-1539 (512 amino acids)
Molecular function (GO): protein binding
Source: RefSeq, a predicted model, not a curated record
AUGUGGAGUGGUGUUGAGUGUGAUGAGAUGACUGGCCAUGUGAUAGGCCUUGACCUCGGCAACAGCUUUCUCUAUGGCUCUAUUGACUCAAACAGCACCCUCUUCGACCUGCUUCACCUCCAGAGACUUAAUCUUUCGAACAACCAUUUCAAUUACUCUCGAAUACCCACUGCCAUCGGCCGACUUUCUAUGCUCACCUAUCUCAACCUAGCAUCAUCUAAAUUCAUCGGCCAAAUUCCCUCACAACUUUCACAACUGUCCAAAUUGUCCAAUCUUUAUUUGUGCAACAAUCCAUUGCAACUCAAGAAGCCUGAUUUGGAGAGCUUGAUUUCGAACUUCACAUUCCUUGAGGUGCUUUGUCUCAGCCAAGUUGACAUAUCUUCCACAGUGCCUAAAUCGUUGGCAAAUUUCUCUUCCUUGACACACCUAGGAUUGAGGGAUUGCAAACUUAAAGGUGAAUUUCCUAUCAUUAUAUUUCAGCUGCCCAACUUACAAUUACUCACUGUGCGGUUUAACAAAGAUCUCAGUGGAAGAUUGCCUCCAGUACUUAACCAGAACAAUUCUCUCAAGUCAUUGUUGUUGUCAGGCACUAGCUUCUAUGGGGAAAUUCCUUUUGAAAAAUUGGCUUCUUUGAGAGAGUUGGACGCGCAUAACUGCAACUUUUCAGGAGUAAUUCCAUCUCUCAUAGGUAAGCUGAACCAACUCACUUCUCUAGACCUUUCUGAAAAUAACUUUGUUGGAGAAAUCCCUUCUUCCUUAGGAAACCUAACUCAACUCACCAUGUUAAGUUUGUUCUCAAAUCAUUUUAGUGGUCCAAUUCCUUUGUCAUUCUCGAAACUCAUAAAUUUGGAAACCCUUAACCUACAUAAUAAUGAUUUGAGAGACAGUGUUGAUUUUGACAUAUUUGUUGGCCUAAAAAACCUAUCUUUCCUAGAUCUGCAAGAGAACUACAACCUCUCAGUGAUUGUGGUCAAUCCUGGUAUAAAUGAAACUUUUCCACAAUUCAAAGUACUAGGAUUGUCAAACUGUAAUUUAAAAAAAAUUCCUGGCUUUCUUAGGCAUCAAAAAAGAAUGGAGGCAUUAUUUCUUAGUAAAAACCAUAUUGGUGGUCCCAUACCAGAGUGGUUGUUCAGUAUAAGCAAAGAAACAUUAAACUCAUUAUCCUUAUAUAAAAACUCUUUGAUAGGGGAGCUUUCACAUAGAAUAUGCAACUUUAGUUCUCUUGAAUUCCUUGACAUUUCCCAUAAUAAGUUGGUUGGUAAGCUUCCUCGUUGUUUGGGUAACUUCAGUAAGUCAAUGUUGAGGUUACAUCUUCGCGGCAACUAUUUUUCUGGCAACAUUCCCAACUUUAUGAAGGGAAACCAAUUGGAAUUGAUUGAUUUAGGUUAUAAUCGAUUCGAAGGGAAUCUAUCAAAAUCGCUUUCAAAUUGUAAAAUGCUUGGAUACCUCAAUGUGGAAAGCAAUAAGCUCAAUGAUGUUUUUCCCUAUUGGUUGGGCACUCUUCCAGAGUUGGAAAUUCUUGUGCUGCGAGCUAAUUGA